Molecule: messenger RNA, 1056 nt
Organism: Paramecium pentaurelia
Lineage: Eukaryota; Ciliophora; Oligohymenophorea; Peniculida; Parameciidae
Source: the annotation of a GenBank genome assembly
AUGGAUGAAAAUCAAAUAAUGCAACAAAUUACCAAAACAUUGGAUGGAUAAAUAAAUGAUUUUGAGAAUUAUUCAAACAUUAAUUACGAUAACAAACUAGUCGAAACCUUAAGAAAAUCAAAUUAAAUUGAAAUAUCAAACAUUAAAACAAAGUACAAAAUUUAAGAUAACUUAUCUAGGUAUAAAUAAAUAUUCAAUACUACUAUUUAAACAUUUCUAAAUUUGGUUUAGAAUGAAACUGCUAAAUUAUAAUCAUAAAUAUUGAUGAAAAAUUUGGAGUAGAUAUCAUUAAUGGAAUACUUAAAAAAAAAAAUACAUGAAUAAUAAUUAAUAAUAUCAGAAUUAAAUAAUGAUAAUAUUUAAUUAAGAAUAGAAUUAUAGUUAAGAAAUUAAGACUAAAAUAACUAAAAUCUGAUUCUUCAUUACUAAAAAAUGUUGAAUGAUUUAUAAUUAGAAUUAGAUGAAAAAAAUAACGAACUAAUUUCAAAAAAUAAAUAGAUUCUUUAAUAAUAAUUGCUCAUUUAAACUUUAAAUAUCAGAAUUAACAAUCUAGAAUAAUAAAUAAAUUAAUUUAAUACUUAAAAAAGGGAAAAAGAAAUUUUAUUUGAAUGUAAAUAAAAGAGUAUUAUUUUAAAGUAAUAAGCAACUUAAGUUGAUAUAAUUGAAGAAAUAAAUUUAAAUCAAUAUGAUUAAUUAGUUAAAAUUUAAAGAAAAAUUAACUAAAAAAAUACUUUCAAUAAUUAAUCUUCAAAUAGAUCAUAAAGUAUAAGUCUAUCAGCUUCAAGAUAAUUUUAAUCAAAAGUUUAAGAUUGCGAUAUCUAACCUCCUCAUAUCAUAGAUAAUGAAUUUUAAAAAUUUUAAACACAGAUUUAAAUGAACAAAUCUACUUUCUCAAAUAAUUAUAAUUAAAAAAAAAUAAAUACUCGAAAAAGAUAAAAUCUAAAUGAUUUAUAUUUGUAUUCAAAAUCUCAAAGAAACUCAAGAGUUGAUGUUGACUAAUACUAUGAACCCUCUCUACUUUAUCGUUAUAAUGUUUUAGAGAGGAUAAAAAAAUGA